AUGGCUGACACAAGGUCAAGAUCAAACUCUACUCCUCCACAACCUUCCGAAGAAAUACCCCCAGAACUGGCUCCAAUCGUCACCUUGUUAGGUGCUCAGGCCCACCGUCGUUACAAUGAAGGUGUCUUUAUGCUCUUACAGAGUAUCAACUCUGAUGGUGAACCAGUGCCAAAUCGUCAAUGGAGAGAAGUAUACGGUGUCUUGUUGGGGACUCAAUUGGCUGUUUGGGACGUUGAUGAAUUAGAAAAGCAUCAAAACAACACAGAAGCAUUGAUGAAUGCUAGUUCUAAGCCGGACUAUAUCAACUUUACAGACUCCUCAUUCAGAGCAGUUGAUAAAUUGGAAAACUCUCAAGGUUUGAAAAACAUUAUUAUCGUCUCUACAACUUUGAAAAAUCAAUAUCUUUUACAAUAUCAAGAACUUGAAGAUUUCCAUCGUUGGAACGCCGCUUUCAGAUUAUCCACGUUUGAAUAUACUUCAUUGCAAGAAGCUUAUACUGGUGCCUUAUUAUCUGCCAAAGGUUCAAAACUUUCAGAUAUUAGAACCAUUUUAUCAGAAUCGAAAUUUGAUUAUGAAGAUUGGGUUAGUGUUAGAUUCGGUUCUGGUAUGCCUUGGAAAAGAUGUUUUGCAGUUAUUGAACAACCAAACAAGAAAUCGAAAAAGGGGAAAGUUUAUAAAGGUUCAGUGUCAUUUUAUAAAGAUGAGAAAAAGCAAAAAAAAACAGCUAUGGCUAUUAUUAAGGAUGCAAGUGCUACUUAUGCUUUAUAUCCACAAUCCCAUAAGUUGAUUGACCAUAGUACAAUGAUCAAGUUGGAAGGUACAGUGUUUUUCGAUG
Messenger RNA from Hansenula anomala, 835 nucleotides. RefSeq names its product PH domain-containing protein. The transcript has a single exon. The record is from RefSeq and is a predicted model, not a curated record. NCBI's taxonomy places the organism in Eukaryota, Fungi, Ascomycota, Saccharomycetes, Phaffomycetales, Wickerhamomycetaceae. The annotation marks the transcript as partial.